Molecule: messenger RNA, 5550 nt
Organism: Myxocyprinus asiaticus (Chinese sucker)
Lineage: Eukaryota; Metazoa; Chordata; Actinopteri; Cypriniformes; Catostomidae
Gene: gna12a
Product: guanine nucleotide binding protein (G protein) alpha 12a
Exons: 4
Coding region: 462-1619 (385 amino acids)
Biological process (GO): Rho protein signal transduction; adenylate cyclase-modulating G protein-coupled receptor signaling pathway
Cellular component (GO): brush border membrane; heterotrimeric G-protein complex
Molecular function (GO): G-protein beta/gamma-subunit complex binding; guanyl nucleotide binding; D5 dopamine receptor binding
Source: RefSeq, a predicted model, not a curated record
AACAGUCACAAACUCUCGCGCGCCUGCAGAAUGAACUUUUGGGACGUACUUUGGGAUCGCCUUCAGUCUGUAAAGGAAUACGUUUCUUUGAGCUAAAUAACAUUUACUGACCACAUUUACCGCUUUAUAUAUUUCAUGACCACGAACAACGGAUUUGUUUAGUGGGCAGCUGGCUUUGAAUACUUCUAACGGACAAAAGUGGCCGCUUUACCGAGGAAGGACCUCAUCACGGUUUUCCUUCAGAAAUGUCUUUAUAAUGGUAGCAAAUGCGGAUCGUUGUUAUGUUUGAUCCAUUUAGAGUUUGUUUUAACCGGUGAAUGUUCAUAAAUAGAUGCUUGCCGGUGAAAACAGAGUCUGGUCUAUGUAUUCCCUGUACAAAACAUAAACUGAAGUUCUCUGGCACUUGGAUGAAUACAUCAGGUGGUAACUAACCCGUGUUGAAGUUGGCUUAACCGUAAGGCAUGGCUGGCGUGGUGCGCACCCUGAGCCGGUGUCUGCUGCCCGCUGAGGCCGCUCAUGAUGACAGGAGUAACGGGAAAGAACGAGCCCGCGAGCGAGAUGUCAACCAGGAGCGCGAGGCGAAGCGGCGCAGUCGCGAGAUCGAUGCCAUGCUUGCGCGCGAGAGGCGCUCGGUGCGGCGCCUGGUGAAGAUCCUGCUGCUGGGCGCCGGAGAGAGCGGAAAAUCCACAUUUCUCAAACAAAUGAGGAUCAUCCAUGGAAAAGAGUUCGACCAGAAAGCUCUGCUCGACUUUAGAGAUACGAUCUUUGAGAAUAUCAUCAAGGGGAUGCGGGUGCUGGUGGAUGCCCGGGACAAACUCGGUGUUCCCUGGCAAAAUUCGGAGAACGAGAAGCAUGGCAUGUUUGUUAUGUCCUUCGAAAACAAAGCAGGCAUGCCCGUGGAACCCUGCACCUUUCAGCUGUAUGUACCAGCCCUGCAGGCACUCUGGAAUGAUAGCGGAAUCCAGGAAGCCUAUGGGCGCCGCAGUGAGUUUCAGCUGAGUGAAUCAGUGAAGUAUUUCCUGGACAACUUGGAUCGGAUCGGCCAACUGAAUUAUGUACCAAGCCGACAGGACAUCCUUCUGGCCAGGAAGGCCACCAAGGGAAUUGUGGAACAUGAUUUUGUCAUCAAGAAGAUCCCUUUCAAAAUGGUAGAUGUGGGCGGCCAGCGCUCUCAGAGACAGAAGUGGUUUCAGUGCUUUGAUGGCAUCACCUCCAUCCUCUUCAUGGUGUCCUCCAGCGAAUAUGACCAGGUGCUAAUGGAAGACCGCCGCACCAACCGACUGGUUGAGUCCAUGAACAUCUUUGAGACCAUAGUCAACAACAAGCUGUUUUCCAAUGUCUCCAUAAUCCUCUUCCUCAACAAGAUGGACCUUCUGGUGCAGAAAGUCCGCAAAGUCAGCAUCUCCAAGCACUUUUCCGACUUCCGGGGAGACCCUCACCGACUGGAGGACGUGCAGGCCUAUCUUGUGCAAUGCUUUAACCGCAAACGUCGCAACCGCAGCAAGCCUCUUUUCCACCAUUUUACCACUGCUAUUGACACUGAGAACAUUCGCUUUGUAUUUCAUGCUGUCAAAGACACGAUUCUUCAGGAGAACCUUAAGGACAUUAUGUUGCAGUGAACACCAAACGACUGUUUCACCUGUUUUCAAUGUUGUUUGAGAUAAUAACUUUUUCUCCGCAUCGUCCUGUAACGUGACAAGAAAUGCCUACUGGACUUUAUUUUAAUCCUGUUUACCUUAACAAAUGUGCAGGAGAAAAUAAUAGUGCAAAAUGUGUUUUGCAUCUUGUGUUACAAUUUCACUAAUGCUCCACUGUUUUCCAUCAUGCACUCUUUUGUUUGAAAAAGUGAGUCAUAAGAGUGCCGUGUCCAUUCCAUUAUUUCAGAGACAUGGCAUUUAAUCCUAAAAGAAUGACAUAAAUAAGUGAUUUUGUUUUGUCGGGGAUGUUUAGUGAACGCAAUGAGUUUGGUAAAAAAAAAAAAAGAUCAUAAUCUCGCCUCUUUUUACAGCUCGAUCUCAUGAAAAUAAUGUGACUGUGGCAACAUUUUUGCAAAAUGAUAUUGCAUGGUUCAUUACACAUACAUGUACUAUAUCACAGCAGUUCCGAGGUGAAAUGUCCACUGAGUGGCGCUAAAAGCAAGUUAAAUCCAAACAAGAGUUAAGGGCUGUGUUCGAAAUGGCAUACUACCCAUACUACUCUUACUACUUCUGCCAUAUGGCAGAAAUAGUACGAGUAGUAUGGUAGUAUGCCAUUCCGACCUCAGCAAAGGUUAAAGGUGCACUCAGUAAUUUUUUGAAGUAUGUCGAAGUGAUUUUCAUUGGCUUACACUGACACCUUGUGGCUGGAAGCUGCAUCAUUCAAACACAGUAGUUUUCAGUUAUCAGUGCCAGUGUAGAAAUUCACUACGCACAGUACGCCAGCAUUAAUUUGAUCCAUGAGCGAAAGUGUCCAAUAACAGGGCAGUUACUGAGAUUAAGCAAAUAGUAUUCAGAUGGUCAUGUGAUCUUAACAUGGCUGCCCCCAUGAGGUGCCCCUGCCCCAUGUAGAAUAAAACUGCUUUUAUAAGAUUACUGAAAUGACUGAACUCUUCCUCUCACAUGAGUGUUCAUGAUUUCAUACAUAUGUUUCAAUAUUACUAUUAAUUUCUUUAGAAGCAAAACUUUUUAAAUGAGGAAAGAAAUUACUAAGUGCUCCUUUAAUGCUCUAUCGUAUUUAAAAUAAACAAAAUACCUCCCUAACCUAAACCUUAAACCGUAACUUAACCGAUAGUGUCAAAAACGCAAAAGUCAGAUGAAAACAAAUGAGGUUUGUAAGGUUAAAUCUCGUCAAGUUAAAGAUCAACAAAAUCUACCUCCCUACCCUAAACUUUAAACCUAAACCUAACCGAUAGUGUCAUAAAAUGUUAAAAUGUGUGGCCUUACAAGUAAAGAGUUUGGAUGUCAUAAGAUUGGCAUUGUAUGAGGAACAGGGUGAAAAGAAAGUGUUUGUGAACUGAUAAUCUGCCGUUUUACUUGUGAUUUGUGUGAAAGGAAAUAAGUCUUUAUUGUAGCUCCUCUAGUGUUCGUUUCACCAGGAAACUGCUGUGAAACAUCAAGUCAGGUAAAAAUUAUUUAGCAAAAAUGUAGGUAUAGUAACAUGAUUCUGUUAGACCAGGUUGCUCAAACAAGAUACACCCAAGAUAGACCAGGAUACACUCAAACAAUGCACAGUAAAUUUACACUGGCUCAUCUUCCAGAUAGCAUCCGAAAAAUAAAUAACAAAGGUGCACUGAACAUCCUGCCUGUUUUUGGAUUCUGAACCAAGAAGUAAGUUUCAUGUUACUUCCUUUUUUUUAACAGAUACUUUUUGAUAUAGAAUUUUUUUAGUUUUUUUUUGACAUGCAAAAUUGAUCUUAUUAGUAAGCAGGGUUUUUUGUACAUAGAGUGAAUAGUUGCUUCUGUACAUUUUAACCAUCUCACCUCUGCUUUUUAACUAUACAUGUGUCUCUACGUUAAGCUACAGGCUUUGAUAUAUAGAGUAGGGUCAAAUCACUGGUUUCGCCUAACACCACUAACUUCAGAUGAAUAAAGCGUUAAUGGUAGUAAUUGAAUGUCAUUUUUGCAUAGCGUCUGUACUUUUUUUGACGGUUCAUGCAAUAUAAAGAUUCUGACGACUAUAACAAGCCUCCCAAACUUUGUAACACACCACUUUAAAAUGGAUAUUAUCAAGAGGAAUAACGUGGAACUGGUCAUUAUCCCUUAUAUUAUCAGCAGAUAUUAAGACUGUAGUUUCUCCUUGGUUUCAGCCAGGGACAUGUUUUGAUCUCUUGAACUUUUUGAAUGGUUUGGUUUUGCUUUUAGCUGAUGUGACUGCAAGAAAUCCCAGUUUCAAAUCCUGGAUGAGCCCCCACUUUUUACACCCAUGUUGUUUAAAUGAUUAAAUGAAUGGGGCACAAAGUGACUUCCUAGUGAUGUCUGCCAAUGCUGAGGAGUGUUUCUUGUGGUUGGUGGCACAAUUUGAGCCGUUUUACGGUUAAAUGGUUUUAUCAUCAUAGGUUGUUAUUCAUGCGCUCCUCAGAAAAUGAGUGGUUUCUGUUUCAGCACAAGUGUCGGCUUGUCAGAAUUGUUUUUGCCGUUGUUUCAUUUCAAGGGUAGCUUGAGAUACAGUAUGUCCUCAUAUUUGUGUUAUCAAAUAAUUUUGGGUUUUCAUGAGUGCAUCUUUUCUUGCAUUCUUUCCUUUUUUUGUACUGUAAUGGACAGCAUCAGCCCUUCAUUUCUACUGUAAUGAUGGACUGUAAAUUGUUUCAAACCUUGAUGUCCUCAUGAAGAAAUCAGCACAUGACAAUGUUGUUCUAUGCCCCAGAGGUAUUUUGUAAAUUCUCUCAUUCCUCGUAAUCAAUGAUGGCACAUGUUGCUUUACUGAAAGUUGGCUGGCAGGGUUUUAGAGAUAUCGGACACACCCUAAACUAUUGUCACUGAAAGCUAGAAGAUCUCUGGAUCUCAUGCAGAGUAAGAAGUAGAUUUAAUUCUUUAUUUCAAGCCUGUGUUGAUGGGAGAGUUUCGAAGUUAAAUAGUGGAUAAACAGGCCCAAUUCAUAAAUAUAAAGGGUAUUAAAGGAAUCUUUUGGGUUCAAUACUAGUUGAGCUGAAUUUACAGCAUUUGUGGCAUAAUGUUGAUUACCACAAAAAAUAAUUUUGACUCGUCCUUCGGUUAUUUAAAAAGAAUUUCAGUUACAGUGAGGCACUUGCAAUGGAAGUGAAUGGGGCCAGUCCAUAAACAUUAAAAUACACAUUGUUUCAAAAGUACACAAGAUGUAAACAUUAUACAUGUUAACAUGAUUUUAGUGUGAUAAAAUCCCUUUCUAACCUUAUCAGGGUAAAGUUAUAUCCAAUAUUUCAACUUCACUUCCAUGAAACGCUGGUAAACUCUUUAACACAGUAAUUUGGGUAAAUCCGAUUUUAUCACACUAAAAUCAUAAAUCAUAAAUACAUGUGUAAUGUAUACAUUUUGUGGCAGUACUUUUGAAACAGUGUGUAUUUUAACAUUUAUGUACUGGCACCAUGUACUUCCAUUGUAAGUGCCUUACUAUAACUACUUUUUGUAAAUAAAUGAGAGACGAGUAAAAAUCAUUUUUAUGGUAAUCAAUAUUAUGUCAUAAAUGCUGUUGAUUGAGUUAACUUUUGUAAUGACUAUUCCUUUAAAGCUCACAAUCAAGAUAAGCAUAUGGAGUGUAAUUAAUUUGAUAUAAAUUAUAUUUUGAGAAUAAUAAUUUUAGAAACAAUUUCCAAUUAAAUAAUGUGAUUUCAAUCUACUGAUAGUGAUUUAAAUACUUUAUAUUUGCUGCUCUGCUGUUUUGUCACUCUUCGUAUCUCAUGACUGUCACUGUUAACAGGAUGUCCACUUUAGCACAGUUUUCAGUAAUUUACUGUACUUUUUUCAUUUUUAUGUUGCUUCCCUAAAGUUUUACAUUUCCAGUGAUUGUAAAAAGUGUGAAAUUUCGGAUUAACUGCAUUAUGUGUGUUUUGUAUAUAAGAAUUGUAUAAAUUCAAUAAAAUGUUAAUGUUUCAUUAUA